Molecule: messenger RNA, 1227 nt
Organism: Coffea arabica (coffee)
Lineage: Eukaryota; Viridiplantae; Streptophyta; Magnoliopsida; Gentianales; Rubiaceae
Source: RefSeq, a predicted model, not a curated record
AUGGAGAUCAUUAGGGGUUUUUUUGUGUCGCUUGGACUCAAGGGGGAUUGUGAGGUUGGUCUGUUGGAUUUGAAUCACGUUCUGAUCAGGCCGUCGUUAGAGGAGGAUUUCACGCAGCUUUUUGUGCGUCGUUCCUGGUUUGUGAAGGGCGCGCAGAUGCUGAUAUCCAAAUGGACACUGGAUUUCAAGGCGCAUCAGGACGCUACGUUGGCUCCUGUGUGGGUGUCCAUGCCGUGUCUUCCAUUGCCUUUAUUUAAUGCGGUGUAUAUUGCUAAACUGGCUGGGUUGCUGGGAAGAUGCCUGAAGAUUGAUUCGGCGACUUUGUCCCUUAGGCGGCCUUCGGUAGCGAGGGUUUUGAUUGAGAUGGAUGUUUCGAAAAGGCCCCCCCAUCGGGUUUGGAUUGGGGAGGAGCAGGAGGGGUUCUGGCAGGAGGUGGUGUAUGAGAGUUGGCCAAAGUUUUGUGGUUUUUGUCAUCGUUUUGGGCAUGAAGAUGGUGAAUGUUUUAGGAAGCACCCCGCGCUUAAAUUAGACAAAAAGGAUGUUAGGUCAGAAGGGAAAGCCACAGCAGUUUACCGGCCUAAGGGAACAAUGGAUCAGCAUGGUCCUGGUGGAAAUUUUCUCCUACGUGGGGAGUGUCAUCAAAGCCCUGGGGGGAGUGUCGAUCCUGGACAAGGCAGUGGAGGGAAAUGUGUGGAUGAUAUGGUUCCUGGGGUUUCUUCAGCUUUGGGGCCGGUGGAGGUGGAGAAGGAGAUGGCGCGGGAGGGAAGGGCCACAGCAGUGGGCAUUGAGGCUCCAGGGUCUUCGGCUCUGGUGGCGGAGUCUGUGGUCCAGUUGGAAGGGGAUGAAGGGAGAGGUGAUGCGACGAAUGAUGGUUUGAACAUAGUUUCGGUAAGAGAGGCAGAGUGCCCUGUGUCUCCGGCCAGGGAGGAGGACCAUGGCUGGAGGAGAGGGGAGAGUGGGCAGAUUGGAAGGAUGGAGAAGACGUCUCCCAAAUCCUUUGGGAUUCUUCAGUUACUUUCAAAUAUGGAGAUUCAGGAUUUUGAGCGUAUUCCAUCCAGGUCGGUGGGCUGUGCACGGGUUGCCGGACACAGACAUAGACGUCAACUCUCGGAGGGAGAUACUCCGGGGGAGACAGUGCCGUGGGAGCAGCUAAGGCAAUUCCAAAAACUGUUGCAUCACCGGCUUCCUGACGCUCUGAGUGGGGGGCUGGGGAUUGGGGUGGAGUAG